AUGUCGACCCGACGCCCAAUCCUCAUUUCCGGCGCAGGCCUUGCCUCCCUACUCCUUGCCCAGUCCCUUCGCCGUAGCGCCAUCCCUUUCCGCGUCUACGAGCGUGAUGCUUCUCUUGCAUUCCGCGGCCAGGGCUACCGGCUGCGUCUUUCCAACGAGGGCCUAGAUGCCAUCGAAUCCGUGCUGGGCCCCGAGGACUUUGCACGCUUCUACGACAAGUGCGGAAAGACGGGGGGCGCCGGGUUUACUGGCCUCGAUGCUAUCACUGGGGAGCAAACUGACGGCGUUGUAGGCGGGCCCCGGGAGCAGCUAGUAAGCCGGGGUGGAAAGACGGUAGGCAUCGCAAGAGGGGAGAUGCGUCAGCUCUUCUUCGAAGGAUUGGAGGACCACGUCGAGUUUCAGAAGCACGUCACGGCCUAUGAGCUUGUCGACGGGGGUGUCCGAGCGGUGUUCGCGGACGGGACCAAGUCGGAGGUAGGUGAGAUGCUGGUUGGCGGGGAAGGCAUCAAGUCUAGAGUGGCGAAGCAAGUCUCUGGCGGACGACUCGUGGUCUACGAUACCGGCGCACGAGGCAUUCACGGUCAGGCGCCGAUAAGCGCUUUCAAGGGUCUAGGCGAGGGUGUCUUUCGCAUUUCAGACCAGUCGAAAGGGAAAGACUCUCGUGUGAGCAUUAUCACAAAUGUGCGUCCGAACGAUGGAGACAACCCUGCUACCGAGUUUGGCUGGACCAUGGGGGGACCCCCAGGUGUAAUCAGGGCGCCCAAUGACGACUACAGCAUCGUGGGAAGCACAGCAGCAGACUUGGCCAAGAACCUCACAGCAGACUGGCACGAGAAAUUCCGGCCGUUGUUUGAACAAAUGAACACCAAGGAAGCCGCGUUCUGGAAGAUCACCUGCUCGACUCCUUCAGGGGUCCCAGAAUGGCCAAAUGAGCCUCGCGUGACGGUCAUUGGAGACGCGGCGCAUUCGAUGACACCAGCCGGCGGUAUUGGGGCCAACACUGCCGUACAAGACUCGGCGCUGCUGGGACGCUUGCUGAAGGAAGCAAAUGGAUGGAAGGGGGGAAUCACCGCUGAAUAUGAGAAGCGUAUGCGAGUAUAUGGCAGUGAGGCUGUUGCAAAGAGCUACGGGAUGGCUACCGACGGCUUUCAGAUUAAGAUUGUGCCGGGAGAGACUCCCACAGUAAUAUGA
Diaporthe citri is the source of this 1191-nucleotide messenger RNA. RefSeq lists its product as uncharacterized. The record is from RefSeq and is a predicted model, not a curated record. Gene Ontology annotation, molecular function: FAD binding. The transcript has a single exon. The coding region runs from base 1 to 1191 and encodes 396 amino acids. Lineage: Eukaryota; Fungi; Ascomycota; Sordariomycetes; Diaporthales; Diaporthaceae.